AUGCGUUCAGCUCUCCUCCUCGCCCUCCUCCCGCUCAUCGCUGCCAUUCCGACCCCCAACGCCAACUCUGACGUCGCUGUUACCCACAACAAGCGCGGCGGUCACGGUGGCCACGGCGGCCACGGGUGCAAGGCCCACGGCUCUUCCGGUGGUGACAAUGGUAGCGAUACCCCCGCGGCUGAAGCCUCGCCAACCCCCGCCGAGUCGGCCGUCGACACCCCUGCAGCUGAGGCCACGCCGACUCCCGCCGAGUCUGCCAGCGCCGAUGCCCAGGCUACGCCCGAUGCUGCGGCCAGUGAUGCCUCACAGGGUUCGGAAUCCCCUUCGACCACUCAGACCGAUGACGCGGCCGCCACGAGCGCCGCCGCCUCCAGCGACGGCCAACAGUCCCCAGCCACUUCGGGCGUCAACGACCCCGAAGGCUCUGGCCCGUUCUCGGGUGGCAUUGCGACAUUCUACAACCUCGGAACUCAGGCUACGGCUUGCGGUGGUCGCUUUGGCAACGACAUUCCCGUUGUCGCCGUUUCUGAGGAAGUCUUCAACUCGUGGGGCCAGGACGGCGCUCCCAGCUUCCCCAACGGCGCCCCCGUCUGUGGCAAGGUCAUCAGCAUUUGGAAGUCCGACGACCCCAGCUCGACGCAGCUCGCCCAGAUCCAGGACAUUUGCCCUGGCGGGUCGUGCAAGAACAAGCGCGACCUCGACAUGUCGCCCGGUCUCUUCCAGGCGCUCUGGCCCAACGACCCCAUCGCGCAGGGCACCUUCCCCGUCAGCUGGCAGUACGUCGACCACCAGGGCGACCUCCCAAGCCUCCCCGUCAGCGGCGACUUUGACCCAUAUUUCCAGCAGACCCACGAGGUCUAA
Molecule: messenger RNA, 861 nt
Organism: Apiotrichum porosum
Lineage: Eukaryota; Fungi; Basidiomycota; Tremellomycetes; Trichosporonales; Trichosporonaceae
Exons: 3
Coding region: 1-861 (286 amino acids)
Source: RefSeq, a predicted model, not a curated record